AUGCAGUACAACCCUGGCUGGAACAACUCCUCUGUCAACCUGCUUCAUGUGCGCGCAGUGGGGCCCGCUGACACCCUGCACUACAUCUGGAGCAGCAUCGGGGCCCCCGCGGUGCUGCUGGUGGCUACGGCGAGCCAGAGCAGCGCCCUGCGCAUCAACUGGACGCAGCUGCUUUCCCCAGCUCCUGCGGGCGCCAUCUGGAUCGACCCUCCCAGCAGUGUUGUCUACUCCACUGCCGUUGUCUUCACAAAGGUGUUUGAGUACAGCGAGGCCGAAACGCUGGAAGAGCUCUUCUACCCCACCUACGACCUGUCUGACUUUUCCUGGGACAGCAUCAAUCACACCCUGAACCACACGGCCCUGACGGCCGAGUUCACAGGCGUCCCGGUCAACGACCCCAGUGGCAGCUUCUCCAACGGCAGCGUGGCCUUUCGGGUGACAGCCUAUGGGGGCAGUGGCCGUGACCGGCUCCUGCCCAGCCUCCUGCACACAGCAAACAGCUCAAAAGUGGAGUUUGUCCUGGCUGGGGUGGCUCCGCGGGGCAACGGCUCUCGAUUUGCGCUGGAGGUGGCCACGGUGGAGGAGACGGGGGUGGCGCAGAAGCUGCGCUCGGCACGCUCCAUCGACGACGAGUACACUCCCACCAUCUUUGAGACGCUCUCCCUGGUAGCCGAGUCCCGAAAUGGCAGCUCCACGUUCAGCUUCCUGCAGUGGAAGGCGACAGCCUACGGCUCGCAGACCCCCAGGCGCGAGGACGGCAUCCAGUGCCGGUCCCAUGGCCUGCAAGCAGCCAACUGGACCUUGCCCACAUCCGGCAUCGUCCGUGCCUACUUUGGGGAGGGCGUAGGCAACACCUACACCGUCAGCGCCAUCAAUAUCUCUUUCGGGGGAGAGGAUGGGAAGGUUUACCAGGAGAAGCGCUACCUCAGCUGGUCAGCGCUGUUGGGCUUCGGGCAGCCCCCCAAGGACACCUUCUCCCCCCUCGUCAUCUCCAUCAUGGCCGUGGCACUGGGCACCCCCAUGGCGAUGCUGCUGGUGGGCGGCUGCGUCGUCCUCUUUGCCCAGAGGAAACGCUACUCUGAGUACGAACCCAUCAACUGA
Messenger RNA from Charadrius vociferus (killdeer), 1101 nucleotides. RefSeq names its product chromosome unknown open reading frame, human C1orf85 (gene GLMP). The coding region runs from base 1 to 1101 and encodes 366 amino acids. The transcript is spliced from 5 exons. Gene Ontology annotation, cellular component: lysosome. The record is from RefSeq and is a predicted model, not a curated record. NCBI's taxonomy places the organism in Eukaryota, Metazoa, Chordata, Aves, Charadriiformes, Charadriidae.